Molecule: messenger RNA, 1441 nt
Organism: Drosophila montana
Lineage: Eukaryota; Metazoa; Arthropoda; Insecta; Diptera; Drosophilidae
Product: alpha-tocopherol transfer protein
Exons: 3
Coding region: 38-970 (310 amino acids)
Cellular component (GO): membrane
Molecular function (GO): phosphatidylinositol bisphosphate binding
Source: RefSeq, a predicted model, not a curated record
ACCUUCAGUUGUGCACUGGCUGCCCGACCUGGCCAACAUGCCGUCCAUUCGUCCGCUUAGUCCGGCGCUGCAGCAAAAUGCUAUCGAGCAGCUGAACGAGAUUCCGGAACGCCUGGAUGCGGACAUAGCCGCACUGCGUCAGUGGAUCGCCCAGCAGCCACAUUUGAAAGCGCGCACCGAUGACCAGUUUCUGGUCAACUUCUUGCGCGGCUGCAAGCACAGCCUGGAGAAAACCAAGUCCAAAAUGGAUCGGUUUUACACGCUGCGCACCAAGUAUCCCGAAUAUUUCAUUGGACACAAUGUGGAUGUGGACAAGCUGCUUGCCCUCUUCCGAUUCGGCACUGCUAUAGUGCUGCCACGCCCACUGCAUGAUAAUGGACCACGGCUAGUUGUAUUGCGCAUGGGCGCCUACAAUCCCGAUGAGUACAAUUUCAUUGAAAUCAAUCGGGCCAGCAGUCUAAUGCAUCAAAUAAUGCUCGAUGAAGACGAUGAUGCCAUAGUUAAUGGGGUCAUAAAUAUUCUGGACCUGAGCGACGUAAAGGCCGGGCAUUUCUUUCAGAUGACACCGUCCUUUGCCAAGAAGAUGACCGUUUUUCAGGAGGAGGCACUGCCCAUGCGCACAAAAGGCACGCAUUUCAUCAACACGCCCGCGGGUUUCGAUAAGGUCUUCAACAUGUUCAAGCCGAUGAUGUCCAAAAAACAACAGGAGCGCCUUUACGUGCACGGCAAUAAUUUUGAGGCCAUAUACCAGCAAAUACCGCAAAAGUAUUUGCCCGUGGAGUACGGAGGCGAAAAUGGUUCCAUACCAGAACUGAUCAAGGAUUGGGAAGAGCGUAUAAGCGCCUACAGGAACUACUGGGUAGAGGAGCAGAACUAUGGCACGGAUGAGCGCCUCCGACCAGGCAGGCCAAUUGACUUUGAGGGUCUAUUCGGGCUGGAGGGUUCGUUCCGGCAGCUGAAUGUUGAUUAGGACCUGGUCAGUGGGGCGUGCUAAAUUUUUAGUCUAUAUAUAGCGCAUGCCUUAUCUAUAUCUUAAGUUUUGAUAUUUCAUAAUUUGAGUUUUACAAACAAGCUUUGAUAAUGAACAUUUGUGGUGUAGACAAAAAAAACAGUGCACUUUUUUACAAUAUUCUACUUUUAAAAAGAUAUUUAAAAAGGAAUUUUAAAACAGAUAUUGCAUAUUUCUGUAAAGUCGGAAGAGAGAAAUGCACUAUUUGUCGUUGUUCUUGUUGUGCCUGACAAAUCAGCUGCUGAUCGAGUCUCUUGUUCCGUGUUCUCGGGAGAACAAGUCAAAUGCCAACUGAGAUGCAAAAAGUAAACAAAAAGUAUUCCAAAAUGUUCUGAAUAGAAGAAAACUACAAGCUACUACAACUAGCCCAAGUAGCAACAAAAAUAAACCACUCUCCGAACGCCGAUCGCCGAUCAGAGAAAUGUUCAGUAA